This is a messenger RNA of Choloepus didactylus (southern two-toed sloth), 2480 nucleotides long. It is a transcript of the gene SEC61A2, whose product is annotated as SEC61 translocon subunit alpha 2. The transcript has 12 exons. Gene Ontology annotation, molecular function: signal sequence receptor activity; ribosome binding; transmembrane protein transporter activity. NCBI's taxonomy places the organism in Eukaryota, Metazoa, Chordata, Mammalia, Pilosa, Megalonychidae. Gene Ontology annotation, biological process: post-translational protein targeting to membrane, translocation; SRP-dependent cotranslational protein targeting to membrane, translocation. The coding region runs from base 132 to 1562 and encodes 476 amino acids. Gene Ontology annotation, cellular component: Sec61 translocon complex; membrane. The record is from RefSeq and is a predicted model, not a curated record.
CGGGUCACGUGGGCGGCGCGGGUGCGCGGGGCGGGUGCACGUCGCGAGCCGGAGGCCAGGCCUGAGCGGCGGGAGCCCAGCGGAGGGAAGGCCGAGGCCGCGGACCCCGCCGCGCCUCCCCAGCCGCCGCCAUGGGGAUCAAAUUUUUAGAAGUUAUCAAACCUUUCUGUGCAGUUCUACCAGAAAUUAAGAAGCCCGAAAGGAAAAUCCAGUUUAGGGAGAAGGUCCUGUGGACUGCUAUAACUCUCUUCAUUUUCUUAGUAUGUUGUCAGAUACCCCUGUUUGGAAUCAUGUCAUCAGAUUCUGCUGAUCCUUUCUACUGGAUGAGAGUGAUUCUUGCAUCCAACAGAGGAACUUUAAUGGAAUUGGGUAUCUCCCCAAUUGUAACAUCUGGUUUGAUUAUGCAGUUGUUAGCUGGAGCCAAAAUCAUUGAAGUUGGAGAUACACCCAAAGAUAGAGCUCUGUUCAAUGGGGCCCAGAAACUCUUUGGUAUGAUUAUUACCAUUGGGCAAGCCAUUGUGUAUGUCAUGACGGGCAUGUACGGGGACCCUGCCGAAAUGGGCGCUGGCAUCUGUUUCCUCAUCAUCAUCCAGUUGUUUGUUGCUGGUUUGAUUGUGCUGCUGUUAGAUGAGCUGCUACAGAAGGGUUACGGCUUGGGGUCUGGUAUAUCCCUCUUUAUUGCCACCAACAUCUGUGAGACCAUUGUCUGGAAGGCCUUUAGUCCCACCACCAUUAACACGGGCAGAGGUACCGAGUUUGAGGGGGCCGUUAUUGCCCUAUUCCAUUUACUGGCCACCAGGACAGACAAAGUCCGAGCUUUAAGGGAAGCUUUCUACCGCCAGAAUUUACCCAAUCUUAUGAACCUCAUUGCUACAGUUUUUGUGUUUGCUGUUGUUAUAUAUUUUCAGGGAUUUCGUGUGGAUUUGCCCAUUAAGUCGGCUCGGUACCGAGGACAGUACAGCAGCUACCCCAUCAAGCUCUUCUACACCUCCAACAUUCCCAUUAUUCUUCAGUCAGCCUUGGUGUCAAACCUCUAUGUUAUUUCCCAGAUGCUGUCUGUUCGAUUUAGUGGCAACUUCUUAGUAAAUUUAUUAGGACAGUGGGCUGAUGUCAGUGGGGGAGGACCUGCUCGUUCCUACCCUGUUGGAGGCCUUUGUUAUUAUCUUUCUCCUCCUGAGUCCAUGGGUGCCAUUUUUGAGGAUCCUGUCCAUGUAGUCGUUUAUAUCAUCUUCAUGCUGGGAUCAUGUGCAUUCUUUUCGAAGACAUGGAUAGAGGUGUCUGGUUCCUCGGCCAAAGAUGUAGCGAAACAGCUUAAAGAACAGCAAAUGGUAAUGAGGGGUCACAGAGAUACCUCUAUGGUUCAUGAGCUUAAUAGGUAUAUCCCCACAGCAGCUGCGUUUGGUGGUUUGUGCAUUGGCGCCCUGUCAGUGCUGGCAGACUUCCUGGGGGCCAUCGGAUCUGGCACUGGAAUUCUACUUGCCGUCACUAUUAUUUAUCAGUAUUUUGAAAUAUUUGUUAAGGAACAGGCUGAAGUUGGUGGGAUGGGUGCUUUGUUUUUCUAAAUGUUCAAGCGUUUCUUUUUGUGUGCGUGAAAGGGAAAAUAUUUUGACACACUGUUUUUGUCAGAUGAUGCUGGUUCCCCUUUCCUUCCCUCUCGGUUUGUUUCCAAGUGCUGACUGCCCAUUUCUGACUUGGGCCCCGAGCUAAGCCGUGCGCAGCAUUAGUACCCGCUGCCUUAAAACUCAAGUUUACAUCAUGCGUUCAAAGAUGUACAUCUAGUGUUGCCUGUAAUACUGGACAGCAGUGUCUCCCACUUGCUGUUACGUCCUGACCCCGAGAUGGCGACGUGGACUAGUUUUGCACACAUUUGACACUUAAUAGUCCCCCCACUUGUUUAAAAAUAAAUGUAGUUCAAAUUGCCACUUUCCAGUAUUUUUUGAGCUUAAUGAGUUCUAGAACAUUUAUAUCUAAUCUAUAUUUUAGAUAAUUCCUUUUUAUACUUUUUUAACUCAUAGUGUCACAUUCCCCUGCCCCCCAACCUACCCUUUAUUUGGCCCUUCUUAAAGCAGCCAUGUAGCCCCGAUGGGUGAAAUGACGUUUCGGAGUGAUGCCUGUCACUAGGAACAGCUGCUCAUAAUCAUGCGUCCUGCUUUUCCAGCCCUCCUUCCUUCCCAGUGACAGCAUAAUCGGUGCUGUUUUACUGUAUUGGCUAUGCCUUCUAAUUCCAACAAGUCACUUGAAAACACUCUUUCAAGAUACUAUGCCCCAAUUCUUUUUCUUUUUUUAUCCCUAAAGCAAAGAUCUAAUUCUCAAGCAAUGUCUGUAGUUCAGUGGGGGUGAACAAUGAGUAAUUCAUGCUAGGCAUCUGUGAUGUUGCUGUGCUUUACAGCAGCAACCUGAGUGUGAACAGUAGACAGUCAACUUCUAUUUAAUAAAACUGUUUCAGUUGUAUUGGAAAAAUAAAGAUAUCUAAUAUUAAA